Messenger RNA from Microcebus murinus (gray mouse lemur), 1759 nucleotides. It is a transcript of the gene ENPP4, whose product is annotated as ectonucleotide pyrophosphatase/phosphodiesterase 4. The record is from RefSeq and is a predicted model, not a curated record. Lineage: Eukaryota; Metazoa; Chordata; Mammalia; Primates; Cheirogaleidae.
CGUGGGGGCUUUGAAGAUAGAGGACGAGACCCUCCGCCCCCUCCCCCCACUACACGCACACCGCCGGGGGCGCUGGCCGUGCCGUCCGCGCAGGGACCCGCGAGGCAGGGAGGGAGUGGGCCGAGGGGGAGGCGGAGGCCGCAGCCCUAAGAGAUGAUAGCAUCCCAGUUAAUGGAUGAAGAAAGUCAGGCUCAGACAAGUGAAGGAACGUGUCCAGGAUUGUACAACUGGUGACAAGCAGAUUUCAGGUUUAUACCGGGUCCGACUUCUGAAGGGCUUUGCUUAAUUGUCAGGCGAUCUGGUGAACCUAAGUCUGAAGACUUGCCAGGAACCCUGAUUGCUGACCUUCAACGUGUUCAUUAUGAAGUUUUUAGUAAUACUUUUGUUUUCUGGACUUAUAGCGGGUUGUAGAGGUAACUCUUCCUAUAAUUUGCCACCCAAGUUAUUACUGGUGUCCUUUGAUGGCUUCAGAGCUGACUAUCUGAAGAACUAUGAAUUUCCUCAUCUCCAGAAUUUUAUCAAAGAAGGUGUCUUGGUAGAGAAUGUUAAAAAUGUUUUUAUCACAAAAACAUUUCCAAACCACUACAGUAUUGUGACGGGUUUAUAUGAAGAAAGUCAUGGCAUUGUGGCCAAUUCUAUGUAUGAUGUAGUCACAAAGAAACAUUUUUCCGACUCUAAUGACAAGGAUCCUUUUUGGUGGAAUGAGGCAGUCCCUAUUUGGGUGACCAAUCAGCUUCAGGAAAACAGAUCAAGUGCUGCUGCUAUGUGGCCUGGUACUGAUGUACCCAUUCAUAAUACUGUACCUUCCUAUUUUAUGAAUUAUAGCUCCUCAGUGUCAUUUGAGGAGAGACUAAACAAUAUUACCAUGUGGCUAAACAAUUCGAGCCCACCAGUCACCUUUGCAACACUCUAUUGGGAAGAACCAGAUGCAAGUGGCCACAAAUACGGACCUGAAGAUAAAGAAAACAUGCGCAGAGUGUUGAAAGAAGUAGACGAUCUUAUUGGUAACUUAGUCCAAAAACUCAAGAUGUUAGGAUUAUGGGAAAAUCUUAAUGUGAUCAUUACCAGUGAUCAUGGGAUGACCCAGUGUUCUCAGGACAGAGUCAUAAAUUUGGAUCUCUGCAUCGAUAAUUCAAGCUACACUCUUGUAGAUUUGAGCCCAGUUGCUGCAAUACUUCCCAAAAUAAAUAGAACAGAGGUUUAUAAUGCACUGAAAAACUGUAGCACUCACAUGAAUGUUUAUCUCAAAGAAGACAUUCCUGACAGAUUUUAUUACCAACAUAAUGACAGAAUUCAGCCUAUUAUUCUGGUUGCUGAUGAAGGCUGGACAAUUGUGCUGAAUAAAUCAUCACGAAAAUUAGGCGACCAUGGUUAUGAUAAUUCUUUGCCUAGUAUGCAUCCAUUUCUAGCUGCCCACGGACCUGCAUUUCACAAAGGCUACAAGCACAGCACAAUUAACAUUGUGGAUAUUUAUCCAAUGAUGUGCCACAUCCUGGGAUUACAACCACAUCCCAAUAAUGGAACCUUUAGUCAUACGAAGUGCUUGUUAAUUGACCAGUGGUGCAUAAAUCUCCCUGAAGCCAUUGGGAUUGUUAUCGGUGCACUCUUGGUGUUAACCACGCUAACAUGCCUCAUGAUAAUUAUGCAGAAUAGACUAUCUGUACCUCGUCCAUUUUCCCGACUUCAGCUACAAGAAGAUGAUGAUGAUCCUUUAAUUGGGUGACAUGUGCUGGUGUUUAUACAAAGUGUCUUUGAUUAA